Gossypium arboreum is the source of this 3366-nucleotide messenger RNA. Its product is annotated as DNA-directed RNA polymerases II, IV and V subunit 3. Gene Ontology annotation, biological process: DNA-templated transcription. Gene Ontology annotation, cellular component: RNA polymerase II, core complex. The transcript has 3 exons. The record is from RefSeq and is a predicted model, not a curated record. Gene Ontology annotation, molecular function: protein dimerization activity; DNA-directed RNA polymerase activity; DNA binding. Bases 2100 to 3056 code for a protein of 318 amino acids. NCBI's taxonomy places the organism in Eukaryota, Viridiplantae, Streptophyta, Magnoliopsida, Malvales, Malvaceae.
UAGGAUAUUGAGAGGAAUGGUUUGAAGUAUCAAUAGAAGUUCUCUUUAUGGACCUUGUGUAACCAACCUUGAAUUGAAAAGUAAUAAAAUGCUGACAUUGAAGUCUCAUGAGUCAUGACAGAUAAUUUUGCUUAACUAUGUUAAUUAUCAGAGAACAGACUAAGCUAAAAUAUUGCAUAGUUGUAAAAGUAAGUUGAAACAUAAAUGACCGCUAUAGAUUAAGAAAAGUGUCUCAGGAAAAUCUUCAUCUCCAGCAACAUCAUCAAUCUAUAUUUUUGUUUACUUUUAGAUCAUCAAGUUUUUCUUUUUUCAUUCACUGUUAACUGAUUUCAUGUUUAUACUUAGAGCAACUGAACCAAAAUUAUAUAUUACAUGUUUGUGUUGGAAAUUUUGGUAUGAAGAUAUAUAGGGAAGAAGAUGAUUAAAGAAAAUGUGAAAGGGAACACAUUUUUCAUUUCUUCUGUAAAAUAUAUACUGAUACAAAAGAGUGGCAGUCAAUACCAAAUUUCCAUUAUUUAAGGAAAUUUGUCCCCUAGUGUAGACCUAAAUUAAGUUCCACCACAAUUCAUUCAAGUACAUAACAAAAUAUCAUUGAACAAAAAGAACAAAAUACCAUUUCAUCAAUAAUAACUUCAAAAUUUUGGAACAAAUCAAAGAAAUUUUCUAGGAUGUGAUGAGUUUGAGAGAGGAGCAGCAACUUGAUAAUGCUGGUGUUGCUAGUCCUUGUUGCUAUUACUAUUAUUUUUAUUUGGUUGAUGGAUACAUUUUGUUGCAUUGGAAACUCUAUUUUCUGUUGGAUAAUUAUUAUUGCAAAACAAAGACGGUAAGUAUAAAUAAUAAGGAAAAAUAAAUAAAUACUGUGCUAUGGAGAACUACUGUCUUAGAAGUAAUUUUGCCUUUAUUGAUGUAAUUGAAAAAUAUAGUGCUUCCAAAUUCGUACACCUGAUUGAGGAAGGUAGAACACAAUUGAUAUUGUUCUUUUUAAGUUUAUAGAAAUAAGAUCAAAAAUAAUUUUAAAUGAAAAUGGUAGCAUUAGUCGCAUAUCCCAUAUACAAUGUUAUAACUACAUGUGUAACUUACUUUAUUUGUUGGCAUGUUUUGACAUAUGUAUUUUAAUUAUUUACGUAACUCUUUUUGAGGAUUUUGAGUAAUUGAUAUUGUUAUUACAAUUUUAGAAGAAAUUUAAUCAAGCAACGACAAUUUUCAAGAGUCCCAGAAUGAUAUAAUUAGAUUAUUUAAAGAUAUAUUUAUACUAAAGAAUGAGUGAUUUAAUUUGGGAGAAAUUUCAAAGAUUCAUUCUUAAUCAAACUAGCUCAUUUACAAAGUACUACAACGGCUGUUCAAAGACUUAUGUUAUGACUUCUUGAUGAAUAUAAGAGAACACUUACUUGUUCAAUGUGAAGAAAUUGGUUUUAGUACAAUUACCAUGUUUAAUUUGUGACUAAGUUUUUAAGGAGAAAUUAUUAUGGAAAACGUGAUUUAGAUAAUGUAUAAGAAUGGAGUUGUAAUUAAGUGAAUGAGUUGAAACUAAAUCGCAUUUUGUACGGUUUAUUCAUAGUGAGUUACUAUUUGAGUAAAACUCGUGAACAUCGAAAGAUCUUUUGAAUUGUAUAACCAACUCUAGUAUUCAUCUCUGUUUAUAUUUUUUUUUACAAUUAUUCAUUUAGUUGUAACUUAUGAACAAUUUUAGCUCAAGAUUAUAACAUAUUUUUUAUCAUAAAGCAACUUGUAAUUCAUGAAAUAGUCUUGAGAAAUGUAUUUACACCUUUCCUCCCAUCAACUCCGAUUAAAGGCGUCAGCAAAUCGCUAAGGGCAUAGGCAGAUGCUUUGGCUCCUCAAAUUAUAUUUUAAAAAUUUCUACUUUCACGCAAUCCGUUAAUGUUCUCGAUGUCUCUUUUAUCAUUGGUGAGGCCGGUACAUUUAUUAGGAAAAAGAAAACGACAUCGUUGCGGUAUGAAAUGAAUAACCAAUAAGAAGCGGACACGACAAGCAACCAAAACCCCCCAGUUGGGUUUUAAGGAACGUAGACUCAAGCCCUCCCCUUUAGCUUCCUUCCAUUGCAGAGCCGAAGACCUCAAAUCCAUUUAAAAAAAAUAAAAAUGGAGGGAAUAUCGUACCAGCGAUUCCCUAAGGUUAAAAUCCGAGAGCUGAAGGAUGACUACGCUAAAUUUGAGCUUCGCGAUACCGAUGCCUCCAUGGCCAAUGCCCUCCGUCGUGUUAUGAUCUCCGAGGUCCCCACCAUCGCUAUUGACCUCGUCGAAAUCGAAGUCAACUCCUCCGUCCUUAACGACGAGUUCAUUGCCCAUCGCCUCGGUCUCAUCCCUCUCACCAGCGAACGCGCCAUGUCUAUGCGCUUCUCCCGUGACUGUGACGCUUGCGACGGUGACGGUCAGUGCGAGUUCUGCUCCGUUGAGUUCCAUCUUCGCGCCAAAUGCAUUUCCGAUCAAACCCUCGACGUUACCAGCAAGGAUCUCUAUAGUUCCGACCAUACUGUUGUUCCCGUCGAUUUCACCGAUAACGCUGGCUACGAUUCCACUGAGCCUAGAGGGAUUAUUAUUGUGAAGUUACGGCGAGGGCAAGAGCUGAGGCUGAGGGCAAUUGCGAGGAAAGGGAUAGGGAAAGAUCACGCCAAAUGGUCACCUGCUGCGACCGUGACUUUUAUGUAUGAACCUGAGAUUCAUAUCAAUGAGGAUUUGAUGGAAAGCUUGACGCUUGAAGAGAAGCUAAGCUUUGUUGAGAGCAGUCCAACUAAAGUCUUUGACAUUGACCCAAAUACCCAACAGGUUGUGGUGGUUGAUCCAGAGGCGUAUACCUAUGACGAUGAGGUGCUAAAGAAAGCUGAAGCUAUGGGAAAGCCAGGUCUUGUGGAGAUAUAUGCCAAAGAAGACAGUUUCAUCUUUACAGUUGAAUCCACUGGUGCGAUCAAAGCUUCUCAGUUGGUUCUUAAUGCUAUAGAAAUCCUGAAACAGAAGCUGGAUGCGGUUCGCCUGUCUGAGGAUACUGUGGAAGCUGAUGAUCAGUUUGGCGAACUAGGUGCCCAUAUGCGAGGAGGAUGAUCUGCUUGUAAUUAAGAACUAGCCAUUGACAUUUGUAGGUUUCAGAAAAGGCGUGUUUCCAUCUAACUAACUUCCUUUUGUUUAAAACUCUUGAGAUAUUUUGGGUAGAACAGACUACUUGUUUUCCUUGAUGAAAAUUGUCAGCUAUAUGCCAUCUGUUUUAAACUUAAAAGCCAGCAAAGCAUGGACUGACAAAUGAUUUAGCCUGUGGCUUAUUACUUUGUCCAAACUAUCAGCCUUUGUAUUUAUGUUUCUGGCUAGUUGGUUCUUGCCACCAGUGAUUCAUCAGUGAGCUUUUAGCUGGUUGAAA